AUGGAGAUCAGACGAUGGCUCCUCCAGUUUCUUGCCCUUCUCACCAUGACCACUGCCCUUCUUUUGAACCCAUCCGCUUCCACUUCCAGCUCCAUCAGCACCGUCGACGACCUCCCCACUCUCCUAUCAUUCAAAUCCCUCAUCACGAAGGAUCCCUUGGGCGCACUCUCCUCAUGGACAAUCAACAGCAGCUCCAACGGCAGUCAUGGCUUCUGCAGCUGGACCGGCGUGAAAUGCAGCAGGACUCACCUGGGCAGUGUCAUGGCACCGCGCUUACAAGGUCUUAGCCUCUCCGGGACGGUUUCACCAUUUCUUGGGAACCUCUCCCGCCUCCGCGUACUCGAUUUGUCCAACAACAAGCUUGAAGGAACCAUCCCUUCAGAUAUAGGAAAGCUAUCCAACCUCAAAGCACUAUCUCUAUCUCAGAAUAGAUGCCAUGGGGAGAUUCCAUCGUCAAUAGGCAACAUAUCACAACUAAGUCUGCUAACCCUUUCAGCCAACAAUUUGGAGGGUAGCAUUCCAGCUACUUUUGGCAACCUUACUGAGUUAAUCUCCCUGGACCUUUCCUUGAACCUCUUGAGUGGGCAAAUCCCAGAAGUGUUGAAUCCCUCAAAAAGAAACGAAUUUUGGUGUGAAUCAACUAGGGAUUUGAGAGGGGAUUUGAGAGAGGAGUUCACAAUACAGAGAACUGGAGCAACUUCAUGA
Molecule: messenger RNA, 705 nt
Organism: Triticum dicoccoides
Lineage: Eukaryota; Viridiplantae; Streptophyta; Magnoliopsida; Poales; Poaceae
Product: receptor kinase-like protein Xa21
Exons: 2
Coding region: 1-705 (234 amino acids)
Source: RefSeq, a predicted model, not a curated record